AUGGCCGCCACCAAGGUGGCAGCAGCGGCGACAGAGCUGGCGGCAGCCCGCGAGCACGGGCUGGCCGUGACCCGCGACUUCCACAGCAACCCCCGGCUGACCCCCGCUGUCACCAAGGGCGUCCCUUGUGACCUUGGUGCCUUCGCUGCCGGGGCGGUUCGGAAGCCACCUCGCGGGGAUGUCCCCAGCCGGGUGGCUCCGGUCCCUCCCGAGCCGAGCUGGCCCUGCCCGGCCACCCGCCGUGUUUGCUGUCAACAGCGGCCACCCGCGGACACGGGUUGUCCCUUUGGGGUCUGUUCCUGGUGCCAUUUGGGACACGAGCAGCAGCAGAGGAGGAUCCAGGGACACUCCCAACCCUUGGCCACCCUGCCCUGGGGGGCUGUGACCCCUCUGCCCCACAACAACCCCCGCCUUUCCUACAGGACAGUGUGCGGUGUCAACGGGCCCCUGGUGGUGCUGGACAACGUCAAGUUCGCGCAGUACGCCGAGAUCGUGAACUUCACCCUGCCCAAUGGCACCACCCGCAGCGGGCAGGUGCUGGAGGUGAUGGGCGCCAAGGCCAUCGUGCAGGUGUUUGAGGGCACAUCGGGCAUCGAUGCCAAGGCCACAACGUGCGAGUUCACGGGGGACAUCCUGCGCACGCCGGUGUCCGAGGACAUGCUGGGCCGGGUGUUCAACGGCUCCGCCAAACCCAUCGACAGCGGCCCCCCGGUGAUGGCCGAGGACUUCCUGGACAUCAACGGCCAGCCCAUCAACCCCCACGGGCGGAUCUAUCCCGAGGAGAUGAUCCAGACCGGGAUCUCUCCCAUCGACGUCAUGAACAGCAUCGCCCGCGGACAGAAAAUCCCCAUCUUCUCCGCCGCCGGGCUGCCCCACAACGAGAUUGCAGCACAGAUCUGCCGCCAGGCCGGGCUGGUGAAGAAAUCCAAGGAUGUGGUGGAUUUCCAUGAGGACAACUUCGCCAUCGUCUUUGCAGCCAUGGGGGUGAACAUGGAGACCGCGCGGUUCUUCAAGUCGGACUUCGAGCAGAACGGCUCCAUGGAGAACGUGUGCCUCUUCCUCAACCUGGCCAACGACCCCACGAUUGAGAGGAUCAUCACGCCGCGGCUGGCACUGACCACGGCCGAGUUCCUGGCAUACCAGUGCGAGAAGCACGUGCUGGUCAUCCUGACCGACAUGAGCUCCUACGCUGAGGCCCUCAGAGAGGUGUCGGCAGCCAGGGAGGAGGUCCCAGGCCGCCGCGGCUUCCCUGGAUACAUGUACACGGACCUGGCCACCAUCUACGAGCGCGCCGGGCGCGUGGAGGGCAGGAACGGCUCCAUCACCCAGAUCCCCAUCCUCACCAUGCCCAACGACGACAUCACCCACCCCAUCCCUGACCUGACUGGCUUCAUCACCGAGGGCCAGAUCUACGUGGACCGGCAGCUCCACAACCGCCAGAUUUACCCCCCCAUCAACGUUCUGCCGUCCCUGUCCCGGCUGAUGAAAUCGGCCAUCGGAGAGGGAAUGACCAGGAAGGACCAUGGAGACGUGUCCAACCAGCUGUACGCCUGCUACGCCAUCGGGAAGGACGUGCAGGCCAUGAAGGCCGUGGUGGGCGAGGAGGCCCUGUCCGCCGACGACCUCCUGUACCUGGAGUUCCUGCACAAGUUCGAGAAGCACUUCAUCUCCCAGGGUCCCUACGAGAACCGGAGCAUUUUCGAGUCGCUGGACAUCGGCUGGCAGCUCCUGCGCAUCUUCCCCAAGCAGCUCCUCAAGCGCAUCCCCGAGAACAUCCUGGCCGAGUUCUACCCCCGCGAGGCCAAGGCGCCCGAGCAGGGCACGGCCCUGUGA
Molecule: messenger RNA, 1833 nt
Organism: Melozone crissalis (California towhee)
Lineage: Eukaryota; Metazoa; Chordata; Aves; Passeriformes; Passerellidae
Product: V-type proton ATPase subunit B-like
Exons: 16
Coding region: 1-1833 (610 amino acids)
Biological process (GO): proton transmembrane transport; ATP metabolic process
Cellular component (GO): proton-transporting V-type ATPase, V1 domain
Molecular function (GO): proton-transporting ATPase activity, rotational mechanism; ATP binding
Source: RefSeq, a predicted model, not a curated record